Lutzomyia longipalpis is the source of this 2071-nucleotide messenger RNA. RefSeq names its product RNA polymerase I-specific transcription initiation factor RRN3 (gene Tif-IA). Gene Ontology annotation, cellular component: nucleus. Bases 247 to 2028 code for a protein of 593 amino acids. NCBI's taxonomy places the organism in Eukaryota, Metazoa, Arthropoda, Insecta, Diptera, Psychodidae. The record is from RefSeq and is a predicted model, not a curated record. The transcript has 2 exons. Gene Ontology annotation, molecular function: RNA polymerase I general transcription initiation factor activity; RNA polymerase I core binding. Gene Ontology annotation, biological process: transcription initiation at RNA polymerase I promoter.
AGAAUUUUGACACGACGAACUCAUUUAUCUCUCAUCCCCCGGAAGAGAAUUGCGUUGUUCUGUGAAAUAAUCUAAAUAAAUUGAUAAAUAUAGAUAAAUUAGUAUCAAUUUCAUUGUGAAAUAUUUGCCGAAUAGAGUGGGAGUGUCGUGAAAUUGGAAUAUUCGCGGAAAGGCGCGUGGAAAUUGGAUAAAAUUAAGAAAAUUCGACUAACCUCACUGAAGCACAUGGUGCUGAACUUGUAGAAAAUGUCAAUAAUUAGCAAAAGGACGUCUCUCACGUCCAUCCUGAAGGAUCAUUCGACUGUGUCGCGUGAUCGAGCACGUCAGGAUGCCCACAAUAAGGUGCGAUUCAGCCUGACGACGCAGAAAUCCGUCAAGGAGAUCUUCCAGAAGGCCAAUGAGGGCGACUUUGCCGACUAUGAGGAGUACAUCACGAUGAUGAAGACUUCGGCGCUGUCAGAUGAUGCCUUCCUGAACACUGUGCAGCAAUCCAGGAGAUGCAUUCCUCUGCUGCGGCCACAAUUUGCAGGAUUCGUCGAGACGCUCCUUUCGCUGAAGUGGGCACAGAGGAAUAAGGAAAUCCGGGAGGAGUUUAAGCAGUUCAUCCUGGAGCUGAUGGUGAUGCACAACAAGUAUGCGCGUAUUGGGGUGGACAAGUUGCUGUCUGUGUGGAUUCCGGAAGAGAAUGCUGCUGCGAGCUGGCCUCGAGGAACGCCAAAUGAUGACAUGAUGGAGAGAUUGAGUGAUGUCCACGAAGUUAUUGCGAAGCUCAUUGAGUUGAUCCCAAUGAUCUCCUCGCUGAUUGUUCGAGCUGUAGAUGCCCUAUUUCCCUACUUUAAGCGAUCCCCGCACAUCCUGGCUGGGUAUCUGCACAACGUUCUCUGGCUCCUCAGCUAUCAGCCAAUCUUUACGGAGGAUGUCCUACGGAUUAUUCUGAGUCAUCUGCUCAAGGUGGACGUCAAUGCACCACGGAGUGACAUUGAGGAUGCCGAGGAAGACGACGAGGAGAUGCACAACAUUUUUGAGAUGGAUGACGUGCGGCAGUGGCAGCCGGAUGAGAUGCGAUUGCAACUGGCGGAAUCUCUGGACAUUUGCCUGACUAAACUCUACGAAUACCUCGAUAGGCAAAUCACACAAAGCCCCCGAACUGCUGAGAGAACCUUCCGGACAAUUAUGAAUGCCUUUGAGACAGUCAUCCUGCCCGCCCAUAGCCCCCAUCACAUUCAAUUCUUCAUCUUCUACUGCCUCAGCCUCCGGGGGACCUUUGCAGAGACCUUCGUCAAGAACCUCUGGGACAAGGUUUGCAAUCCCAAUGUGGCCCCAGGUACGCGCCAAGUGUGCGUUUACUACAUCGCCAGCCUCCUGGCACGCGCAAAGUUCCUCCCAUUGACCCUCAUCCAGAACAUGCUCAAGGAAUUCUGCUCAUGGGCACAUCAGUACAUUGCUCGCUACGACUCCUCGCGCACAGACGCCACAAUUCGUGCCCAUGGGGUCUUCUUUGCCAUCUGUCAGGCCGUCUUCUACGUCAUAGCCUUCCGGAGUCGUGAUCUAACAGCCGGGAAACGACAACUUAUACUCCUGCAGUCCCUCCAUCUAUCUGCAAUUGUCACCUCGCCCCUCAAUCCUCUCCGUGUUUGCCUUCCUGCCGUUGCGACGGCUUUUGCAGGCGUCACACGGGCUCAUCAACUCACCUACUGCCACACAAUCCUCGAAAGGAAUGCGCGGAAAAAGUUGGCAACAGUCUACAUGAGCGAUGUGGAAAUGCCCGAAGAGACUCUGGACACAUUCUUCCCAUUCGAUCCGUAUCUUCUCAAAAAAUCAUCAAAAUACAUUGAAAAUCUCUACCUUAAGUACCAAGCAAGUGAGGAAGAGGAGAAACCAGAUGAAGACUCAGCAAGGAAGCGAAAGGACACAAUUGGGGAUGAAGAUGACUUUAUUGCAGAGAAGCGUCUCAGGACAUCCAGUGAUGCAGCCAGGAGUCCGGAGCUGCAAUUCACGUACAGCUUCUCACCGGGAUUCCACACAUAAACUCAAUGAAAUGAAUUUGGAAUAAAAUGAAUUCCCCUUGAAA